AUGGAUGACAAAAUUAAACAUAACUAUUUGGCUGACUCUCCUCCCACGGUAGUCUGCCUAGAGGUCAAGCCACACUUCGAUAACCUGAAGGAUGUGAAGCUGAGGAAAUACGCACACUAUAUGAGCCGAGCGGCAUUUGAAGGCACGCGCGUCACCUUACGUCAGGUUUCUCCCGAAUCAGAACCAAUCUACGACCUCAUUAUUUCCCUCUACUGGGCCUGCCACGGGGACUGGACUAGCCUUGCCCGUAAAACAGGCGUGCGCGAUGAAAACCUCCGGUUUUUCCUCGAAUACUCUGCUCAGUUCCUUGGGAACUGCGGUAAUUACAAAGGCUUCGGCGAUUCGAAGUUCAUUCCUCGAUUGCCUUUAGAAGCUUUUGAGUCGUUAUCCUCGAUCACGCCAGAAACAGCAGCAGCCUUUAAGAAAGCUAACAGCACGGGGGGUGGUAUUUACGAGACAGGGGAACAGUCGCUCAUGCAUCUUGGCUAUCCGGAAGGCAAGCACAUGACUACUUACUAUCCCGACUCACCAUCUAUAACCAGAGACGAGAUCACGGCCAUUGGCGAUAUCAUGGAGCAAAAAGGGUUGCCACUAGAGAAUACGAGACUGAGGAAGACCUUAUCCGGUGAUUUUGAGCUAUUGAUUGCUGCGGGAGUCUCUUCGCCCCCUUCCCGAGAUAGGGACCUUGGUGACCUUGAUUCCUUCGAGCUAAGCGGGCAAUUGAAAGGAAAGAAACUCCGUCUUCUUUUCGGUGACCAUAUAGAAGAGAUGGCAAAGAUCGCUCACUGCAUCAAGCUUGCCGGACUCAAUGCAGCGAAUGAAAGUCAGAAGCGGAUGCUGGAUGCUUAUGCUCUAUCAUUUGGUGCGGGCUCGAUUGAAGCGUUCAAGCAGAGCCAACGGAUAUGGGUGAAGGACCAAAAACCGGUUCUGGAGACAAAUAUUGGAUUUGUGGAGACAUAUAGGGACCCUCAUGGCGUGAGGGGUGAAUGGGAAGGGUUUGUUGCACUGGUUAAUAUGGAGCGUACACGAGCUUUUGGGGAACUUGUGGACAGUGCGGAGACCAUGAUCCCCAAGCUCCCUUGGAACAAAGACUUCGAAAAGGACAAGUUCCUUAGUCCAGACUUCACAUCGCUUGAAGUCUUAAGCUUUCAAUCUUCUGGCAUCCCGGCUGGUAUUAAUCUACCAAACUAUGAUGAUAUUCGACAGAAUUUAGGCUUUAAGAAUGUGUCUCUUGGCAACGUACUUGCGGCUAAGGCUCCUAAUGAACCAGUUCCGUUCGUUACUGAGAAAGACCUGGAGCUGUACCGGAAAUACCGCGAUCCUGCAUUUGAGGUCCAGGUUGGCAUCCAUGAGCUUCUUGGGCAUGGAACAGGCAAGCUACUCCAGGAGACCGCCCCGGGCGAGUAUAACUUUGAUGUAUCAAAUCCUCCCGUGAGUCCAGUUACAAACCAACCGGUAUCCACUUGGUAUAAGCCUGGCCAAACAUGGAGCUCUGUGUUUGGUUCUAUUGCUUCAUCCUACGAGGAGUGCCGUGCGGAAUGCGUUGCUAUGGCACUGUCCUGCGACUUUGACAUUCUGAAGAUCUUCGGGUUUGGCGAUGGAAAGGAAGACCUUAUAAAUGAAGCCGGAGAUGUCCUAUUUGUGGCAUAUCUGCAAAUGGCACGUGCUGGUUUGGUUGCGCUGGAGUUCUGGGAUCCCAAAACGCAGAAAUGGGGGCAAGCUCAUAUGCAGGCUCGAUAUAGUAUCUUGCGAACUUUCCUCGAUGCCGGAGGCGAUUUCGUCAAACUUGCUUACACCAAGGACGACCUGUCUGAUCUAGAGAUUCAUCUGGAUCGAUCCAAGAUACUGAGCCAUGGACGGCCUGCGGUGGAGAAGUACUUGCAGAAGUUACAUAUCUACAAGAGCACAGCAGAUGUAGAAGCGGGCAAAAAGCUCUAUGAUGAUAUCACCUCAGUCGACGAAUGGUGGGGCACUAAGGUUCGGGAUGUUGUUCUGAAGAAUAAGGUUCCCCGCAAGGUAUUUGUACAAGGAAAUACCAUAUUGGAGGGUGAAGAAGUGACACUGAAGGAAUACGAGCCUACCCUUGAAGGCUUGAUACAGAGCUUCGCUGAGCGUCAUCCUCUCCGCCGAGGCUUUUUCAUCCAGCUUGCCGCUGCCAAUGUUCGCUCAUCUCUUAAGCGCCUCCGUCCAUCCUCUCCUCCGCCCCGAUCUCACUGGUUGUUGCGGUUGGCUAUUUUCUUCGACAUAGCGUUGAUCACGAUAGACACGAGCGCCUUGAGUCUGGAUCCCUUCCGACCAUCUGGACGACACCAACGGCUAGGUUCUCCUGAACACCAACAGGAGCAUACUGUUCUACGCGCUCCCUGCAAGCUCGAGACUACCCUCAACACCUUGUCGUGGCAUUCAGGUUCUCCUGGCUCGCCCCGCACGGCGCGGCCGCAUCAUCAGACGGACUCCAUAGUGGAGGAGGACGACUUCUAUACCGCUCCACCGCCGCAUCCCCCGUCCUCGGAGGCUUCCUCCUCUAGCCUUCCUUCGUCACGUCCCCCGCCGUUCUCGUCCCUAAUCUUCACACCUGUAACCGACGCCAAUCGCGCUAACGCUACAGCUCCCCAGCCCGGGUCGGUGCCUAUCUUAAAUCCUGCUCUGUCAUCAAGUGAGGGCGAACUUUUGGAGCCAGAUCCUUCGUCAUCGUCUUUAGUGGCCGAAACAAAAGCUUCUUUUCCCCCAAAUCCAAAAGGGGAACCCCUCGGCAAGGCAGCAGAAGACGGAGAGCCGCCUCCGCCAUAUACUGAAGGUUCUAGCCCCAUUGAAUCAUUCACAUACGUUAUGGCUGCAGCAGGCGGCGCGUCAAGUAUUAUUACUCAGGUACAGCAGGCGGGAGGGCCCCCCAUAAAUACACUGGGAGAUAUUGGGGGAGAUGAGCAUAUCACUCUUGAUCUUCGGUAA
Molecule: messenger RNA, 2949 nt
Organism: Aspergillus tanneri
Lineage: Eukaryota; Fungi; Ascomycota; Eurotiomycetes; Eurotiales; Aspergillaceae
Product: dipeptidyl-peptidase III
Exons: 7
Coding region: 1-2949 (982 amino acids)
Cellular component (GO): cytoplasm
Molecular function (GO): dipeptidyl-peptidase activity
Source: RefSeq, a predicted model, not a curated record